AUGUCUCUUCUCCUCGAGACCUCCCUCGGAGACAUCGUCAUCGACCUGGAGGUUGACUCGUGCCCCAAAACGUGCGAGAACUUUCUCAAGUUGUGCAAAGUGUAUUACUACAACCUCAAUGCGUUCUUCAAUGUUUCGAAGGACUUUCUGGCCCAAGCAGGCGACCCUACUGCAACAGGCACGGGGGGAGAAUCCAUCUGGUCCUUCAUCGCAUCCCAGAAUGGCUCUGCUACGGAUGUGCCGCGCUACUUCGAGCCGGAGAUCGUUCCCGGCUUGAAGCACACAGAACGAGGUACGGUUUCCAUGGCCGUCGCUCCGUCCGUGGAAGGGCAGCCCAGAGGGGGCUGUGGGAGUCAAUUCUUCGUCACCCUUGCCGAUGGAAUCGAGUACCUCGAUGGGAAACAUGCCGUGUUCGGACAUGUCGUGGAAGGAUUUGAUACCCUCGAGAAGCUGAACGACAUUUUUGUGGAUCAAGAGGGGAGGCCGUUCAAGGAUGUUCGAAUUCGCCAUGUAGUCGUACUUGAUGACCCGUUUCCGGAUCCUGCUGGACUGGUCGUUCCCGAAUCGGUACCUACUCGUCCUCCGGACAACUCCACUCGCAUCGCAGAGGAUGAGGAUCCUCUCGAAGAGCUCCCCGAAGAAGAGGCCGAGCAGCAAAGACGAAAGAAAGAAGCCGAAGCGGCGGCGCUGACCCUCGAGAUGGUGGGAGACCUGCCCUUCGCCAACGUCCGCCCCCCAGAAAACGUCCUCUUCGUGUGCAAACUGAACCCGGUGACGCGGGAUGAGGACCUGGAGCUGAUAUUCUCCCGGUUCGGGACUAUCAUGAGCUGUCAGGUCAUCCGGGACAAAAAAACCGGUGACUCGUUGCAGUACGCAUUCAUCGAGUUCGACAAGCGGGAAGAGGCCGAACAGGGCUACUUCAAAAUGCAAAAUGUACUAGUGGAUGACAGGCGCAUAUGGGUUGAUUUCUCACAAUCUGUCGCCCGCCUCAAUACUUCCUGGUCGAACAAUCCUACCAUGGGACAACGCGGCGGACGUGGAGGAAGAGGACGUGGUGAUGGGGUCCGCGGUGGAUUCGGCGGUCGAGAAGAUCUCGAGGCCACACGACGAUACAGAGAUGGCCGUGACCACAGCAGCCGUCAAUACGGGAUGGUGUUUGAUGUCCCAAGUGAUAGAGGACAUAGCAAGCGCCACAGGGACAGCGACAGCAGAAAGCGCUCGCGCUCACGGUCUCCACACGCGCGAUCCAACGAUAGAGACACACGGGAGCGCCGUCGGAGCCACAGCAGAGACAGAGAUCGAGCGCCGCGGCGGCGUGCAGGCAGCAGAGAGCGCGUUGAUAUGGACCGGCACAGGCGCCGCUAA
Heterobasidion irregulare TC 32-1 is the source of this 1365-nucleotide messenger RNA. RefSeq lists its product as uncharacterized. The record is from RefSeq and is a predicted model, not a curated record. The transcript has 5 exons. NCBI's taxonomy places the organism in Eukaryota, Fungi, Basidiomycota, Agaricomycetes, Russulales, Bondarzewiaceae. Gene Ontology annotation, biological process: protein peptidyl-prolyl isomerization. Bases 1 to 1365 code for a protein of 454 amino acids. Gene Ontology annotation, cellular component: nucleus. Gene Ontology annotation, molecular function: RNA binding; peptidyl-prolyl cis-trans isomerase activity.